AUGGUUCCACCGGCUGGUCAGUCGAGUAAUCAGCCACUUGGACCGAAAGAAUUAACCUUAUUCAGAAAGAUUGUGAAACAUUAUGAACAUAAGCAAUAUAAAAAUGGUAUAAGGUGUUCGAAAUUGAUCUUAUCGAAUCCGCAAUAUAGCGAACAUGGUGAAACACUCGCCAUGAAGGGAUUACUUUUAAAUUGCUUAGGGAAGCGUGAUGAAGCUCAAGAUUGCGUUAAACGGGGAUUAAAGGCUGAUAUACGUUCACAUGUAUGUUGGCAUGUUUUUGGUUUAAUUCAACGCAGCGAGAAAAAAUAUGAUGAAGCAAUGAAAGCAUAUAAGCAAGCGUUGAAGCUGGAUAGCAAUAAUAUGCAAAUACUCAGGGAUUUAUCUUUGUUGCAAAUUCAAAUGCGAGAUCUCGACGGAUAUAGGGAUACUCGCUAUCGUUUGCUAAUGUUGCGACCUCAGCAAAGGGUUGCAUGGAUUGGUUACGCAACUGCAUAUCAUUUACUCAAGGAUUACGAUAUGGCUUUGAAAAUUGUUAACGAAUUUUGUAAUAAUAAUAAGCCUGCCGAGUACGAUGUCGAGCAAAGCGAACUUAUUUUGUAUCAAAAUAUGAUUCUAAGAGAAUCUGGUCAGUUCGAUCUUGCUCUUCGUAAGAUUGAAGAAAAUGCUGCUCAUGUUCUCGAUCGUAUUAAAUAUAUGGAAAUACGAGGAGAAUUACUGAUGCAUUUGGGGAAGAAUGAAAAAGCUGAAUCAGUUUACUGGAAUUUGAUCGAGCGAAAUCCUGAAAAUAUUGCUUAUUAUAAGGCCAUAGAAAAAUGUCGGAGACUAGAAGAAAACGACGUCUCAGAACGAUAUGGAAUUUAUAAGAAAGCGUUAGCAAUGAAGCCUUGGGCUUCAGUACCUAAAAGCGCUCCUCUUUAUUUCUUACAAGGAAAGGAAUUUGAAGUUCUUCUUCUUUCUUAUCUUAUAACUGGCUUGCGAAAAGGCAUACCCUCGCUUUUCAAAUAUUUAAUUCCUUUGUAUGCUGAUAGCGACAAGGUACAUUUCCUCGAGCGAACUCUGCUAGAUUUCAUCAAACGUUUAGAAGAAAAUGGAUACAAGAAUGGCUCAUUGGAUGGUGAUAAUCGGCCCGACUCACCUACAACUGUAGUUUGGUUGUAUUACUUGAUUGCUCAACAUUAUGAUAGAUUAGGCUCAUUGCAACAAGCCAUUAUGUAUAUUGACCGUGCUAUACAACAUACACCAACUUUAAUCGAAUUGUAUAUGGUUAAAGCAAAAAUUCGCAAGCAUGCUGGUGACGAACGCGAUGCUGCGAAAAUAAUGGAAGAAGCUCAAUCUCUUGACACUGCUGAUCGCUAUAUUAAUAGCAAAUGUGCAAAAUAUAUGUUAAGAGCUGGUCUUAUGAAAGAAGCGGAAAAUAUUUGUUCAAAAUUUACUAGGGAAGGAGUUAAUGCUUCUGUUAAUCUGAAUGAGAUGCAAUGUAUGUGGUACGAGAUCGAAUGUGCACGCGCAUUUGAACGACUUGGUAAAUAUGGUGAUGCAUUGAAAAAAUGUCAUGAAGUUGAACGGCAUUUUGUUGGUAUAGUUGAAGAUCAAUAUGAUUUUCACUCAUAUUGUAUCCGAAAAAUGACAUUAACAUCAUAUAUCGAAUUACUUAGACUGGAAGAUGUUCUACGACGGCACAAAUUUUAUUAUGAAGCUGCAAAAAUAGCUAUAAAAAUUUAUUUGCGUAUGUUUGAUAGACCAGACGAUUUUAAUCCGGUAAAACAAAACGGUGAAGUAAAUCUGAGUGCAGUCGAACUCAAAAAGUUGAAAAAGAAACAGAAUAAGGAAAAAGCAAGGGAAGCAAUGGAGGCUGCAGCUAGACAAAAGCAACAUAAUCAAAAGAAAGUUGAUGUUGAGGUCGAAGGUUUCGCGCUUGAGCCAUUAGAUCCUGAAAAGCUAUUAAAAGUGGAUGAUCCAUUAGAGGAGGCAAGCAAAUUUGUUCAACCACUUUUACAACUAAAUUGCAAGGAGUUUGGUGCUUACACUUUAGGUUUCGAAGUAUAUUAUAGGAAGAAAAAAGUUCUUCUAAUGCUACAAUGUCUCAAUAAAGCUGCGAAAAUUGAUGAAAAAAAUCCUCAACUGCAUGUUGCGCGAGCCAAAUAUUUGCACUUUUAUGCUAAUGCUCGAUUAAAUGGAACUGUGGGUAAAUUGGCAGAAACGGUUACAGAUGAAUUAUUUCCAUCGACAAGAUCAGCGGUAGAACUUAAUGAUUCCUUCAAAUUGAGUCAUCUAAAUUCUUUUCCACAUAGAAUGGCAGUUGCCGAAGUCGAUAUUUGUUUGGACUCCAGUUCCAGUAGUUCUGUCAAAAAUUGGUUGAUUAAAUCAUUGGAGGAUGAAAGGUUAAGUGGGAUUACUCUAAAAAAUCUGUCCGAACUUUAUAACGGUGUUUCACUUGGACGAUAUGGUCAAUGGACUUCAGAAGAGUUAUCACUGUUAAAAAAGCAAUGUCAUCAUUUAUAUAAAAGCGCCACCUUGUUCGCUGAUACCGCUGAACCAAUUGUGAUUCCACAGCAGUAA
Messenger RNA from Dracunculus medinensis (Guinea worm), 2559 nucleotides. The record is from the annotation of a GenBank genome assembly. NCBI's taxonomy places the organism in Eukaryota, Metazoa, Nematoda, Chromadorea, Rhabditida, Dracunculidae.